This is a messenger RNA of Debaryomyces tyrocola, 93 nucleotides long. NCBI's taxonomy places the organism in Eukaryota, Fungi, Ascomycota, Pichiomycetes, Serinales, Debaryomycetaceae. The record is from the annotation of a GenBank genome assembly.
AUGGCAGAGAAUAGUAAUAAAUAUCACUCAGGUACAAUUUUCUCACCAAUGACUAGCCAUCCAAUUACGCUCUAUAUAUUUUUUUAUCUCUAA